CACAUGUUCUUUCUGCGAACAACAUGUAAAAAAAAUGUACUCUUCAAUCCAAAUGAUUUUCCUUCAUCCGUGAAACUGGCAUUUAAUUAUCAUCAUAGAGGACUUCAUUCCUAUUGUCUAAUGUUUACUUUUCAUUGAAAAUGCGUAAGACAAAUGUAGAAACAGAUAGGCUACAGUUUGUUAACAUGUACAAAGUGCACCUGCGCUUGUGCUAGGUGUGCCUGAUUUAAGGGCAAGUGAAUGAAGGUACAAGGCAGGCCUACUGUAAGUGUUACCAAUAAUAUGGAAACUAAGACAUUACUGCAACUGCUCCGACGAGUGAUGUUCCCAAGAAAUGGGAAGGUAUAUGACAACACGAGCUCAAGUGUAAAAAGAAAAUCGGUGUUUCUAAUUUGGCAACUCAUGUAAACCUCUAUCGUGACACCUAAUUCUAACAUCCUUAUUUUUGAGCUUAGUAUAUAUAGUAAAAAAACUAAACAAAAUACAAACUAGGGUCACAACUACAGAAAAUCUCUGCAUUGUGCACCUCAUGCAUCUCAUAUAGAACUUCAGUGUGACACCUACAUGCACCUAAAAAGCACUUCUUUCGCUCUGGAUAAAGGCGCCUCCCAAAAGUUGUAUUGUAACUUGACAUACAUCUAGUCAUUUUUAAAAUUCUCAGAAUAGUGUUAAUCGAGUACCUGCGAAGGAUUAUGUAUUGAAAAAGUAUGUGCACUUAGCGUCGCUGUUCACCAGCAAAACGGACCGUUAGUUUGUCUGGUGUGGCCAUUAUUUUGUCUGCAGCCGGUUGCGUCGAAUUGGCACAGCUCUUGUAGAAUACGCACGAGAAUUUACUCUUCAUGCAGCUGACGAAUAUUACUUUGUUGCCUACUUUAUUCAUCUGUUUUAUUUCCCUCACUUUGAAUAACUGAUUGCUUGUUUUGGUCGUAAUUGCGUCGAUCACUAUCUCAAAUCCAUACAAUGGAGAACGGCACGAUGAAACAGCUGUUAUGGAGGUACGUCGAAACAUCCCUUCUCAUUUUUGCGGUUAUAUUCUCCGCGUCUGGUGUUACCCACUACUCGAUACCCGAAGAAAUGAAAGCGGGAUCUGUUGUUUCAAAUCUCGCAACCGAUUUAGGACUUGAUGUGAAAACCUUAAGUGCACGAAAGAUGCGACUAGAUGUUCUUGCCGACAAGAAAUACUUGGAUGUUAACAAAGAAACAGGGGAGCUUUACAUUGUGGAGAAAAUGGACAGGGAACAACUGUGCAACGUUAAAACAGCUACAACGUGCUUUUUAAAACUGGAUGCCAUAAUUGAAAACCCAGUAAGAAUGUUUAACAUUGAACUUGAGAUAAUGGACAUAAAUGAUAAUUCGCCACAUUUUCGUCGGGAUACCAUUCAUCUUGAUAUAUCCGAGUCAACACCAUUAGGAGAGAAGUUUUCUCUCACCAAUGCUGUUGACCCCGAUGUCGGCUCAAACUCCGUAAAAACGUAUUACCUUAGCGAAAGCAAUCAUUUUAAUAUUGAGAUUCAUACUGGACGUGAUGGUUCAAAAUUUACAGACUUAAUUUUGAAAAGCGCUCUGGACCGUGAGGAACAACCUAUUCAUAAUCUCAUACUCACAGCUGUGGAUGGCGGAACCCCUGCGCGCUCUGGUACAGCUAAAAUUAUUGUUCGUGUGCUAGAUACUAACGACAACGCCCCUCAGUUUGAUAAAGACAGUUAUACUAUAAAUCUCAUGGAAAACUCACCGAUAGGCAGCCUUGUAAUCAAAUUAAAUGCAACAGAUAAGGAUGAGGGCACAAAUUCGGAUAUUGAAUACUCAUUUAGUCUCUAUACUUCUGAGAAAACGCAAGCGACAUUUGGAUUAAACCCAAAUAAUGGUGAAAUAAGAGUUAAAGAAAUGAUCAAUUAUGAGGAUUUCAGAAUUUACGAUGCGGAAAUAAUAGCUAAAGACAAAGGUGCCAAUUCGUUAUCUGGACAAUGCAAGGUAACGAUACUAAUCAAUGAUAUGAAUGACAAUCAUCCGGAAAUUUCUAUUAAAUCCUUUUCAAGUCCUAUUAAAGAGGACGUAGUUGUAGAUACAGUUAUUGCAGUGAUUAGUGUGAGUGAUAAAGAUUCGGGAGAAAACGGCGAAAUCGAUAUCCAUAUUUCUGGUAAGCUACCUUUUAAACUCAAAGAGACAUCCGACAACUACUACGAGCUUGUAGUUUCAGAACCGUUGGACCGCGAAAAGGUCCCAGAAUAUGACAUCACAUUUACCGUUACUGACAGAGGAAACCCUCCGUUAUCCGAUAAUGAAACUGUAACUCUAGAGCUGCUGGACGUUAACGACAACGUCCCACGGUUUCCACAAUCAUUUUAUACCAUACAAGUGAUGGAAAAUAAUCCACCUGGGGCAUUACUGGGCUCUCUCACUGCACACGACCCAGACCUCCAUGAAAAUCAAUAUCUUGUUUAUUUUAUAAUAGAAAAAGAAAUAGCUAACACCUCCAUGUCAAUGUUGUUCUCCAUUAAUCCAGAGAAUGGUAACCUUUACGCACUAAAGACAUUUGAUUAUGAGAUAGAGAAGGAGUUUCUUUUUCAUACUGAGGCCAGAGACUCUGGUGCUCCUCCACUCAGCAGUAACGUUACCGUCCACAUUAUUAUCAUGGACCAGAACGACAACACACCGAUUAUAGUGUCUCCAUGGCGCGCGCAUGGCUCAGUGGUGGAGGAGAAAAUACCCAGAUCCACUGAUAAAGGAACUCUGAUAGCCAAAGUAAUUGCUAUAGACACAGACUCUGUACACAACUCCCGGAUUACUUACCAGUUUCUCCAGAACACUGAUGCUACAUUAUUCAGUUUGGACCAGUACAACGGAGAGAUCCGGACCACCAGAAUGUUUAGUUACAGAGACUCGCGCCACCAGCGGCUGGUGGUGAUCGCCAAGGAUAACGGAGAGCCCUCUCUCUCUGCUACAGUCACCAUCAAACUGUCCACGGUGGAGACGGCACUUAAAAGCUAUGCUGAAAUGACUGAAGUGCCUUUAGAAUAUGACAUCUUUUCAGAUUUAAACCUGUAUCUGGUAAUCGGACUGGGCUCAGUGUCAUUCCUGUUACUUAUCACCAUAUUGGUCACCAUCGUGCUGAAGUGUCAGAAACCAAAGCCCAGUAAAGCUGUUCCUCCCUGUAGGAACAGUGUGAUCAGUGAGAGGAACUCUACCAUUGCAGAUUCCACUCUCGUCUCCAACGAUGCCUACUGGUACAGUUUGUUUCUAGCAGAGACCAGAAAAGGAAAGCUGGUAGUUAGACAACCUGUGCCAAAAGGACAGAGAUACAUUGUGUCUAGUAUACCGAGGAGCACAGGAAUGACUGAGACUAGUGACUCAGCUGCAUCUACUCUACAGUACUCAAAAUGAGAGAUGUCCCUUCUCAUGCUGGAGGCCUCCACCACCACCAGUAGCAGUUCCUCGUGAGGCUUCAUUCCACCUGCUGUUGCUCAAGUGAUGCUGAGAAGAACCUGCUCUAGAAAAUGGAGCUUCUAAUUUCUGCCCACCUAUUUCCUUAUUUAGAACAUGUGUCUCUACUUGGAUUCUUUCUGAUGUACUUCUUCUUUGCUUUUCUUCUGCAUUAAUUCUUGAAAUCUAACACAACUUAGUGGGAAUUACUUUAAUUAUGGUUGUGACUGAUGGAUGUGCUUUCCUAAUAGAGAGUAUUCCCACUCCAAAUUCCACCCUUUUCAUAGCAGUCAAUGCAUUUGGCUCCAUGCAUGGAUCUGCAUGGCUAGAAUGUUUGUUCACUUUGUAUUAACUUAUUGGACUUUUCACUGAUUGACACAUCAAAACUUUCAAGUGAGCUUGGUGGAAGCUUAAAAUGCACAUAAAAUGAAGAAUAACACGAAGAAGCACAAAGAAAUGUGGAUAAAGUGAGAGGACCCUGAAAUUGUGCAUGUGGUGAUGACCAUGAACUUGACAUUUUGGUGUUACAACACAAUUGUCAAUUAAAACCAUAACAGUGUAAAUAGGAAAUUAACUCAUUGUGCUGUUUACUCUGUGUUAUACAAUAGAUGUUGUUGUUGGUUUUACCGAUUUUUGUAAAAGGCAAAAAAGAGCGAAAGAGACAAACAAAUCACAACAAAUUACAAAAUGUUCAAUUAAUAUGAUUUGUAUUGCAUCACAAAAAAUAUAUAUUUAUUAAUCAGAAAUUAGUUAUUAGUGAGUUGCUUUCUAGCUGAAUUGUAAUCCAUUUAUUAGAUUCUUUACCCUUUGCUCAACCUUAAAGCUUAAGUGGAUUCAUUUAGAAUGUUGGUUUUCAUUCAACAUGAAUAAAACUUACAAUAUACACCUGUAACUAUAUCAAUUUCAUAUUACAUUCAUUUUUGUCAUACAAAUUUAGAACAUGUUUACUGUAAAUAAGCACAUAUUAGACAGAAUACAGUAGAAAGGCAUAUAGCUUACAUUGUUGUGGCCAGUUUGAAUAUGACCUUUUAAAAUAUCUUCAUACUAUUCUAUAGACUUUUACUGCAAUAUUAUGCUACAAAGUUAAUAAAAGACAACUACAGCAAGGUGUUGAUGUUUUCAUGUUUGAUUUUAUGGUGUUUGGUUUAUACAAAUAAUUUUGUUUGCUAUUUUGUUAUUUUGUUUGUUUAUGAUUUUGCUAAAAAAAUGUACAGCUAUCUUAUGCUAUUGAAAUGUUUCAAGUUGUUUUAAUUGUUUGAAUCAGAUUCAGCAUUAUUUUGUGAUUCAUGGAGUUAAAGUGUUUUUUUUUGUAAAGUGUUACACUUGUGGUGCAUUAUUUAGAUGGCUACAUGUUAACCUAUAGUAUGCACUGCAUCAUUUUCCUACUCUGCAGUUUUUCCAAAUUCUCAGAAAUGGCUUAUUAUUUGUGAGUAGCAAUCAGAAAAUUCUUACUGAAAUAUAUACAGGGUUCUGAUGACUUCCCCAGGCAGGACAGACACACCAAGGGGUUAUAAGACCAGUAUGUUACAAGACACAAUAACGUGUGAAUUUAUGUAUAGAAAGACAUGAAAAGACAUCAGCAUGAUCUAUUUAUUUCUAUUUGAUCUAUUUGAUCAAUUUUGCUGUAUGAACUAACAAUGUAUGUAUGGAUUCUACAGAAGCACCAAACACUGAAAGAGAGAGAGAGAGAGAGAGAGAGAGAGAGAGAGAGAGUAUAUCAACUCUAUCUUGCAAUUCUCUUCCAUUGCAGUGCUGUGUGUAAAUUGGCAUCAGAUCUCACUCAAACACACACACACAGCCUCAUUUUAACCCCAGCACGUUCUGCCUAGGAGGAAUUUCAUCAGAUUCUGUAUAACCAUCUAACCUUUGCCUUCAGCUUUGAGGUUGUGUGUUCAUCAUAAUAAUCUGAAGACACCUGUGAUCUGUUAAUUUUUAUGAAAAGGUAUUGUAUUAGUAUUUUUAUGACAAGGUACAUUGUAUUAGGUAUGCUUUAAAAAAUUACAGCUAAUAUAAUGCUAGCAGUACAGGUACAAUGCAAAUAACCAGUAUAACCUGUAUGUAGUUUAAAUCAGAAAAUGAGCAUUUGAUUUUGACUGCCUGGAUUUCCAUAGUAUUGUGUUUCAAUGACGUAAGUAACUGAAAGUAAUGAUAUUGAUAUAUCACUACAUCUGACAACAUAAAAAGACAACUGUUCUGUAUUUCUGCUGCAUGAUACAAUGCUGUGUGUUUUGUAUGUGUAUUUGCCAGGUGGGCAGUUAAAAUGAUUAAUCUCUAAAAAUUUAAGUGAGCUGACUCACCAAUGUUUACCUUUUGAUUAUUUGUAUUUUUAUUAUGCACAUUUAAUUUGUAAGAUUGGUUUAUAUGAACAUAUAGAACUGUACCACUAACUGUAUUGUAUACAAUAUCUCUUUUCCUGUGAUUGCAAAAGUGUAAAUAAAAUCCUUGAAAGGA
Molecule: messenger RNA, 5871 nt
Organism: Ictalurus punctatus (channel catfish)
Lineage: Eukaryota; Metazoa; Chordata; Actinopteri; Siluriformes; Ictaluridae
Product: protocadherin alpha-C2
Exons: 3
Coding region: 961-3381 (806 amino acids)
Biological process (GO): homophilic cell-cell adhesion
Cellular component (GO): plasma membrane
Molecular function (GO): calcium ion binding
Source: RefSeq, a predicted model, not a curated record